AUUUGGUUCAGGGCUUCCUUGGCUCAGCCCUUCUGUACUAUCUUAUAUCCUGGCACUCAAAUUUGGAGACUGCCUUUGUCUGGGAAAAAAAAACAAAAAAAACCCAAAACAACACAGAAAAAGUAAAAUUUGGCAGCAGCUGUGAGUUCUGGCUGUGUUGAGAGGCUGCCCAGAGCCACAGCAUGGCAGGGACUCCCCUCAGCUUGACUGAACAAUCCAGAGCUCCCCUGGCUUUGGCUGUUGGCUUCUUGGGCAGCAGUCGUAUUGCCACAGCUGGGAGCUUUCCUGUCCUCUGUUCCAUCUCACCAACUCCUAAUUUCCAUACUGCUUUUUUCUAGAUCCCAAUACUUGCAUCUCUGUCCUACUGGAAAUUGCAGCUUUGUCCCCACUGCGCUCCCCUGGAGCCAGAUUAGAGGGUGGGCAAGGGGAGAUUGCAAAGCUGGUGCGCAGGGAGCAACAGCUGGUGUGCAUCUCAACAGUGCAAUCACUGAUGUCUUCUCAGCUCCUGGUGCCACUUGGCCUGUCCCCAAGGUUUGGGAACUGAGCAGCAGGACCUUCUCCAGCAGCCCUGGCACGCACAGGGGUGCUGGAAGGAGGCUCUGUACCCUAUGAGGCCGCUCUGUACCUGGCUAGGGCUCUUGGUUAGGGUGAUGCCCCAUCCUCGCUUGUUACGGAAAGCAAAAAUAGUCCAGGAGCCCCACGCCCCACGAACAUGCUGCUGGAAAUACACCUACUUAUGACAGAGGGGAGUAAAACCACGGGGAUCUGGUCCAUGCUAGGACCCAUGGUGGCUGGGCAGGAAUGCUGCCUUGGCCAUGGUGCUGUGACUGCGAGGUUUUUUUUUUCUAUUUUGGGGCACGCUAUUUGCAUUCUUGCCAGUGAAAGGCUUCCCCUGUAAUUAUCAGUUGAUUUAACUCACUAUCUAAGCUGUCAUUUACAGCUGCCUGGUUGGUAGAACUUGGCAUGCAAUGUUUCCAGCCGUACAAAGCCUCUCGCCACACUGGUUGCACCUCAGACAGCACCAGGACCCCCAGGCAGCAGCACUGGACUCCAUUUCCCCGUGGCUCAGUCCUUCCUGGAGAGGAAAAUGUCCCUGUCGCACACGGCUGCUGAGUACAUGCUUUCAGAUGCCCUCCUCCCAGAGCCCAGCAGCUCCCGUGCCAAAGGAUUGCGGCUGGAGCUGCCGAGCGACCGCGUGCUGAAGUUCAUCGCAGUGGGGCUGCCCCUCUUCCUGGUCUCUCUGGCCUUCGCCCGGGAGUUCUCUGCUGGUUCACAGAUCAGCUGUUUCUCGCCCUCCAACUUCACGGGGAAGCAAUCUGCCUAUGCUGACACAGCUUGCUGGGACUCACUCCUCCACCAUGGCUUCGAUGCUGAGGGACGUGCUGUCACCAAGUCCCUUUGGGCUCUCAAGGUCUUCCCGUACUCACUGCUGGUGGUGGCAGUGCUCAUGUAUCUGCCCUACCUGCUGUGGCGCUACGCAGCCUCCCCCGCCCUCCACUCUGACCUCCUCUUCAUCAUCGACGAGCUGGACAAGUCCUACAACCGCUCCGUGCGCCUGGUGCAGCACAUGAGGAAGGUCCAGCAGGCGAGCGACGAUCCGGAGCAGUUCUGGGAGGAGUACGAGAGGGCUCGCCAGGAGAGGUACUUUGAGUUCCCUUUGCUGGAGCGCUACCUUGCCCGCAAGCAGCACUCCCACUCCCUGGUCAUCAUCUACCUCCUGAGGAACCUCCUCCUGCUCUUGUUCUUGGCUGCCACUUGCCUCUACCUGGUCUUCCUCCACCUCAACAUCUUCUUCCAGGAUGAGUUCAGCUGCUCCAUCAAAACAGGGCUGCUCCAGGAUGAGCCUCAUGUUCCCCCGCUCAUACCCUGCAAGCUGGCCUUCUUCUCUGUCUUCCAGCUCAUCAGCCUCACGGUUGGUGGUGUGUAUGUCCUCCUUAUGCCUGUCGUCGUCUACAGUGCCCUGCAGCUCUGUCAGUGGGACAAAGGGCUGCUCUCCGUCUAUGAGAUGCUGCCUGCCUUUGACCUUCUCAGUCGCAAGAUGCUUACCUGUCCCAUCAACGACCUCAAUGUCAUCCUCCUCUUCCUCCGGGCCAACAUCUCCGAGCUGACGUCCUUCAGCCGCCUCAAUGCCGUCAGUGCCUUGCGGGAGGCCACUGCUGAGAAGCAGGACAUCGACACCGUUGUUGACUUCAUGACGCUGCUGGCCGGGCUGGAGGCCACCAAGCCCAAACACCAGCCUUGUACGCCCCUGGGCAAUGGCGAGGCCAUCGGUAGGUUCCCUGGGGUAGAGAUGCCCUAUUCGCUGUCUUCUCAGCACCCGCACUGUUGCAUUCCACCUUGGGGGUGAGGCAGAAUCUGUCUGCUCUGGCCCUUAACCUCUGCCCAGACCUUUAAGCUUUUUGGACUGGGGUGCUGCGGAGGGUUGCUGAGGGGGCGAUGGCUCCAUCUUCCCUAUUUCUGACCGGAGACUGGUUCUGGCAGCCAGGGCCGUGAUGCUACCACGAGCCCAUGCGUGGGCAGGAGUUGCUAUAGGAACAGUUUUGCUGAGGAGACUGCAGAGCUGGAGGCUUAAACCCAAACUCUGGUCUAAUUGGGGGGCUGGGGGUUGUCCUCAUUUUUGGAGAAGACGACAACCCAGCCUACUGAUGGGUGGGGGCAAACUAAAUUUUGGGGUGCUGGUGUGAUGUUCUGCU
Molecule: messenger RNA, 2693 nt
Organism: Lagopus leucura (white-tailed ptarmigan)
Lineage: Eukaryota; Metazoa; Chordata; Aves; Galliformes; Phasianidae
Gene: PANX3
Product: pannexin 3
Exons: 4
Coding region: 1088-2347 (419 amino acids)
Biological process (GO): monoatomic cation transport; positive regulation of interleukin-1 production
Molecular function (GO): channel activity
Source: RefSeq, a predicted model, not a curated record